Lentinula edodes (shiitake mushroom) is the source of this 483-nucleotide messenger RNA. RefSeq lists its product as uncharacterized. The transcript is spliced from 3 exons. Bases 1 to 483 code for a protein of 160 amino acids. Lineage: Eukaryota; Fungi; Basidiomycota; Agaricomycetes; Agaricales; Omphalotaceae. The record is from RefSeq and is a predicted model, not a curated record.
AUGUCUUCCAAAGAGACCGCUGAUGUUGAGAAAGCAACAAGCGGGAACAACCCUUCUCCUACGAUAACAGCUAGAGCUGUCGCCUCCAAACCAGUCGUAGCAUACGAUGAUGAUGAAGGCGAAGAAAGCGAUACGUAUGAUGAUUUUGACCAGGAGGAGUACCAAGAUGGCUCUGAAGACGAAGAAGAAGACGACGAGGGCCACGGAGCACCUCCCAACAAAUCAAGUUUGACCGCCCUCUUACUGGGGAACUCCGGUGUCACUAAUGGCAUCCCCGAGGUUAAUGCAGAAGAGGACGAAGACGAAGACGAGGGGGAAGACUAUCAUGAAGGCGAUGAGGACGAGGACGAGGACGCAGACGGAACUUUCAGCGCCCCCGCAUCCACUACAAGUACAACCAAUGGAAAAAAGCGCUCGAUUGGCGAUCUCCGCGAACAUGAUGAUGACAGUGAAGGAGCCCAGACGAAGAAAGUCAAAGCCUAG